This is a messenger RNA of Dictyostelium purpureum, 219 nucleotides long. RefSeq lists its product as uncharacterized. The record is from RefSeq and is a predicted model, not a curated record. The coding region runs from base 1 to 219 and encodes 72 amino acids. The transcript has a single exon. NCBI's taxonomy places the organism in Eukaryota, Evosea, Eumycetozoa, Dictyosteliales, Dictyosteliaceae.
AUGCAACUACGUCAACAACAACAACUACAAAAACAACAACUAUACCAACAACAAGUACAAGAAACACAAAGACAGCAACAACAUCAAAGAGUUCAACAAGAACAUCUAUUUUUUCAAAUUCAACAACAACAUCUACAACAACUACAACAACUACAACAACAAAAGCUACAAAGACUACAACAACUAAAACAACAACAUUUUUUUUGGAGAUUCUUUUAA